CCGCGUCCCGCAGGAGAUGGUCGACAUGGUCAUUGACGAACUUGGUCGCACGUAUCAGCGCUCAGCGUUGGCCGCGUGCUCACUCACCUGCCGGGAUUGGCUCCCACGCAGCAGAAUUCACAUCCAUUCCUCCGUCCGCAUCGACUCUUGCAGUAACAUCGAACGCCUCACCAAGCUCUACGACUCUCACCUCGCUCGAUACGUUCGCAGCCUCAGCAUCGAUGCCUGUGUCGAUGGCGAGCCCGUGUCUCAUCCCUGGGUCGACAACGCGCGUCCCCUCCUCAGCCUCUUCCACAACGUUGACAGGCUCGCGCUGGAUGCCAUCAUCUGGCAGGAUCUUCACAAGGACACGCAGAAGACCAUCCUCGAGCGGUAUUCAUCGGUGUCGGACUUGUGGGCGUCCACCUGCGACUUUGCUGACCCUUGCGAGUUCGUAAAGCUCUUGCAAGCAUUCCCGAAGCUCGAGAGCGUCCGUAUGGAGGGGAUGUGUUGGGACACGUCGGAGUGCGAGAAGCAACUCGCUAACAACGGUCCUGAGCUCCGUCUCAAGUGGCUCGAUGUCAACGAACUGUGUAGCUAUCCAAGCGUUGUGGCCAAGUGGGCCUCACGCCACCGCACGUCCGUUCAGAUCGAGAACAUCCACUUCUCCUGGGGCUGCGACAAUCCAGGCGAUCUCGACAUGCUCCUUCAGCUCGCCGGCCCUUCAGUCAAGACGCUCUCGCUCAAUCUAUCUGAUCACACCCAAGGGUCGAUGUCCCCGUCAGGUUCGAUGCAGCCUUUUCUGAAUCUGAAGAACAACACAUCGCUGCAGACCCUGCGCCUGUCCUUGCGCCUCGAAUCUCCCAUCCAGGUCGACAUGUCGUGGUUUUCGGAAAUCCUGUCACAGUUGAACGCCACUCGCCUCACGACGGUGACCUUCUACGUCGAGAUGCUGUUCUGCCAGCAACUCGGAUGGGUCAAAUGGACCGAGAUAGACGAGUUCCUCUCGAACCCGAAAUUGAAGGUUUUGACGAAGGUCGAGCUGUCGCUCUGGAGGAGGAGCACGCCCUCCUGCUUUGAUAACAAGGAUGUCGAUGUCCCCGCGAAGUUCAAAGAACAUUUACCCAAGUUACAUGAACGCAAGAUCUUUUUUCUCUCACAAAACUUCAACUAACGCAGGCUUGCGGCCCUGUUGAGAGCCCUGACAUUCACAGUGUUCGGCUUCCAGGAGGGCCAGAGGCGGCUUGUUCUGCCGCCUUCAAAUUUGCGUGAUUGCAAGUCUCAUACACGACUUUACUAAAGAAAAGAAAAAAAGGUCGUUCAGGACGUGUAUUCUGUUGUUCUGGUUUUUUCUUCCUUUCAACAUUCAAUGCCUGCUUGGAGGGCUUAUGUGCGCAUGCAUACCAGGCCCUGUUCGGAGGCCUUGUCAAAUCAAAUACCCAAAGUUGAUUAUCUUGAUAUGGCUCGCC
Molecule: messenger RNA, 1448 nt
Organism: Laetiporus sulphureus 93-53
Lineage: Eukaryota; Fungi; Basidiomycota; Agaricomycetes; Polyporales; Laetiporaceae
Exons: 2
Coding region: 17-1153 (378 amino acids)
Source: RefSeq, a predicted model, not a curated record